UUCUUCACUGCGUAACAUAUUGUCAAUAGAUUUGAAAAAUCAUUUUUUUCGUUUGGUUAUGAUGGAAUAUUCCGAAAAUGUACAAAAAAGAACAUCCUGGAAGUGAAGUUAGCGUUGGUUUUGAGAGUAUUAACAGGAUCACUUUCAAAGAAAAAUGUCAGAAUACCGAAAUUGGAGCUUCAGAUUUCGAAGAAGCCAUAUCGGCCACGAAGUUUGGAAAAUUCAACCUACUUUUGAUACUUAUAGCAAUUCCAUCAGGAUGGUCGUCCAUUUUCGAGACAACUACAAUGUCCUAUGUCUUUCCAGCAGCUCAGUGUGAUUUGAAUCUAUCCUUAGGAGACAAAGGGUUGCUAAAUGCUGUUACGUAUAUAGGGAUGAUAUCUAGUGCCUUCGUAUGGGGUUAUCUCUGUGAUACUUUGGGUAGAAAGAAAUUGUUAUACAUAGGAUUCUUCCUAGACACAUUAUUUGUUCUGAUGAGUUCACUAUCCCAAACCUUUACCCUUUUGAUGGUAUCAAAGUUUCUCGGAGGAUUUAUAAUCAACGGACCCUUCGCUGCCCUAACAUGUUAUUUAUCCGAAUUCCAUUGUGCCAAAUACAGAGCAAGAGUUCAAAUGGUCCUAGGUAUAAUUUUCAGCGCUGGAACCAUAUGUUUGCCACUGCUAGCUGCCGUUAUUCUACCUGAAGAAAUUGAUGUGGUUUUGUUCGGCUAUUUCAGAAUGCAUUCUUGGAAUAUACUCCUUUUGGUCAGCUCUGUUCCUCCACUGCUUGGAGGAAUAGUGUUCUUCUUUCUACCAGAAAGUCCGAAAUUUCUUAUGUCAAUUGGUCGUAACGAAGAAGCGAUGAAAGUCAUGCAAAAAGUAUACACACUCAACACCGGAAAACCUGCAGAGACAUAUCCGAUCAAAAAGUUGAUUGAGGAAAGGAAACCCAAGGAAAACGAUGCUGAGGUGGAAGUAGUAGAAACAAAUUCGAAAAAAACCUUUUCUAGGGGUUUUUCGCAAGUGAAGCCAUUGUUCAUUCCACCCUUGCUGCAGAAAAUUCUUCUGGUCUGCUUGCUACAGAUGAUGCAGAUGAUGAGCCUGAAUACCUUAAGGUUAUGGCUUCCACAAUUAUUUCAAGCAAUAAAUGAUUAUGAAUAUUAUAACAAUGGUACUUCUGCCGAUCUAUGUACUAUGUUAGAAACUAUCAGGCCAAAAAAUGUUACAACUUCUGGUGAAUGCGUUGUGAAUACGAAUAUAAAAGUUUACGUCAAUGCAAUGAUAGUAUCUACGGUCACUUUACUUGGAUAUAUUGUAGCUGGUUCAUUAAUCAAUUAUUUAGGAAAGAAAAAGCUUAUAUUUAUCAUGGGUAUGGCUUCAGGACUCAGUGGCUAUGGUAUGUAUUUUGCUCAAAGCUCUGGGGUAACAUUAGCAAUCGCCUCAAUUUUCAUUGGUCUAGGAAGUAUUAGUAUCAAUGUUAUACUGAGCGUUGUUGUGGAUCUUUUUCCGACGUCUUUAAGAACGAUGACUGUAUCUGUGACAAUGAUGUCUGGCCGUAUGGGAGCUAUGUCUGGUAAUUUAGUGUUUCCUUCUUUACUGAAAUUAGGUUGUGCACCACCUUUCUUCACAGUUGGCACAGGGAUGUUGGGUGUUGCAAUAGUUUCUCUUCUACUCCCAAACACCGAUAUGAAGUCGCUGCAGUAGUUGAAAUCGAACAUUCAGUAUUAUAAACACGAAAGGAACCGUAAAUACUGCCCCAAGAUAUAUGGCACCUUGUUUUUGUGUGGUCUGUCUUAUGGAAUGCCUUUUGACCGCUUUUCCAGGAAGAUCAUCAAGGGCCUGUAUAUACCUCACCAUGAGAAACAAUUCCAUUACUAGAAAAUUCUCAGGUUUUAGUCGAUUUGUACAUUUUUACGAAGAUGCAUGCAGGUAUACAAAUAAAAGAAGAAAAACUGA
Molecule: messenger RNA, 1934 nt
Organism: Coccinella septempunctata (seven-spotted ladybird)
Lineage: Eukaryota; Metazoa; Arthropoda; Insecta; Coleoptera; Coccinellidae
Product: synaptic vesicle glycoprotein 2B-like
Exons: 11
Coding region: 78-1682 (534 amino acids)
Biological process (GO): transmembrane transport
Cellular component (GO): membrane
Molecular function (GO): transmembrane transporter activity
Source: RefSeq, a predicted model, not a curated record